Messenger RNA from Pelecanus crispus (Dalmatian pelican), 1386 nucleotides. Its product is annotated as carboxypeptidase A2. NCBI's taxonomy places the organism in Eukaryota, Metazoa, Chordata, Aves, Pelecaniformes, Pelecanidae. Gene Ontology annotation, molecular function: metallocarboxypeptidase activity; zinc ion binding. The record is from RefSeq and is a predicted model, not a curated record. Gene Ontology annotation, biological process: proteolysis.
CAAACAUGAAGCUGAUUUUGAUCUUCAGUGCCCUCUUCGGGGUUUCCUUGUGCCUGGAAACUUUUGUUGGGCACCAGGUUCUCCGAAUCGAGACAAGAAAUGAAGAGGAGGUUAAGAAAUUACAGCUUUUGGAAUCGCUGGAACACCUUGAGCUUGAUUUCUGGAUAAAUCCCUCCACCCCUGCCCUCCCUGUGGAUGUGCGAAUCCCCGCUAACAGCGUCCAAGCAGUCAAAGCCUUCCUGGAGUCCCAUGGGAUUGAGUACUCCAUCCUGAUUGAAGACCUGCAGGUUGUUCUAGAUAAAGAAAAGCAAGAUAUGGCCGACAGUCAACAAAGGGAGCGCAGCAGCAACAGUUUCAACUAUGGAACUUACCACUCUCUAGAUUCCAUUUAUGCAGAACUGGAUCAUCUUGUGGCUGAGUAUAGCAACAUUGUCAGUAAGCUCCAGAUUGGGCAAUCAUAUGAAAAGCGGCCUUUGUAUGUGCUCAAGUUCAGCACUGGAGGAAGAAACCGUCCUGCAAUCUGGAUUGAUGCCGGUAUCCAUUCCCGAGAGUGGGUUACCCAAGCGAGUGCAAUAUGGAUAGCUAAAAAGAUUGCCUCUGACUAUGGGAAGGAUCUAUCCAUCACCUCUCUGCUGAACAAAAUGGACAUUUUCCUGCUGGCAGUCACAAACCCUGAUGGAUAUGUAUUCACUCACACCACAAAUCGCAUGUGGCGGAAGACCCGCUCCAAGAAUCGAGGCAGUCCAUGUGUUGGAGUUGAUCCAAACAGGAACUGGGAUGCAGGUUUUGGAGGUCCUGGGGCCAGUAGUAAUCCCUGCUCUGACUCUUACCGUGGGCCCAGUGCCAACUCAGAAGUGGAAGUUAAAUCUAUUGUUGACUUUAUUAAGAAUCACGGAAACAUCCAGGCCUUCCUCACCCUCCACAGUUACUCUCAGCUCCUGAUGUAUCCCUAUGGCUAUAAAUGCACUGAGCCAGCAGACUACGCUGAGCUGGAUGCCUUGGGAAGAGCUGCUGCCAGUUCCAUCAAGUCCCUGUAUGGCACCACCUUUACAGUGGGGAGCAUUUGCAGUACUAUCUACCAAGCCAGUGGAGGCAGCAUUGACUGGAGCUACGAUUAUGGCAUCAAAUACUCUUUUGCCUUUGAGCUGCGAGACACAGGUCACUACGGUUUCCUCCUGCCAGCCAACCAAAUUAUCCCAACUGCAGAGGAGACCUGGCUGGGUCUGAAAAAAAUCAUGGAGCACGUGCGAGACAAUCCAUACUAAAAGCUGGGGUGGGAAUCAGCUGGCUGUAGCAGCAAGCCCACAAAUCCUCUUCCCUUGGCACGCUUGAGCCAGCUGUAACGGUAUGGCACUUGGCUGAAUAAAAACUCUGUGUGCAACCUUC